Arvicola amphibius (Eurasian water vole) is the source of this 1074-nucleotide messenger RNA. RefSeq names its product epiphycan (gene Epyc). The record is from RefSeq and is a predicted model, not a curated record. Bases 106 to 1074 code for a protein of 322 amino acids. The transcript has 8 exons. Gene Ontology annotation, molecular function: protein binding. NCBI's taxonomy places the organism in Eukaryota, Metazoa, Chordata, Mammalia, Rodentia, Cricetidae.
CAGACCAGAAUUCAUAUCCAUUGGUCAGGGGCAAAUACCAAGAGCUCUGCGUCCUCAGUCAUUUCGUGCUACUUCGUCAACUCAGAGCCAAAGAAAUCUUGGAAGAUGAAAAUGCUAGCAAGAAGUAUCCUGGUACUUGUCAUCUUUGAUGCUGCAUUGACUGCCCCGACUACAGAGCUCUUUAACUAUGACUCAGAAGUCUACGAUGCCAUUUUGGAAGACGUGGAACCCUUUUAUAAUUAUGAACAGAUACCUAUCAACCAAGUACAGACUGAAAAAGUGACAGAGAGGCUUUCUGGGAGCAGAGCACUCCUCACCCCAGGCCCAGAGCUAGAAGACACACAGGACGAGGACAAGGAUGAAGAAUCCACUCCCCGGCUGAUCGAUGGCUCUUCCCCACAGGAGCCAGAAUUCCCAGGACUUCUGGGCCCACACACCAAUGAAGACUUUCCAACCUGCCUUCUCUGUACUUGCAUAAGUACCACUGUAUACUGUGAUGACCAUGAACUUGAUGCCAUUCCUCCACUCCCUAAGAAGACUGCGUAUUUCUAUUCACGCUUUAACAGAAUUAAGAAGAUCAACCAAAAUGACUUUGCCAGCCUAAGUGACUUAAAAAGGAUUGAUCUGACAUCAAAUUUAAUUUCGGAGAUUGAUGAAGAUGCAUUCCGAAAGCUGCCUCAUCUCCAAGAGCUUGUCCUACGUGACAAUAAAAUAAAGCAGCUUCCAGAACUGCCAGCCACUUUGACAUUUAUCGAUAUCAGCAACAAUAGACUAGGAAGGAAAGGGAUUAAGCAAGAAGCAUUUAAAGACAUGUAUGACCUCCACCAUCUCUAUAUCACGGAUAACAGCCUGGACCACAUCCCUCUGCCACUUCCAGAAAGUCUACAGGCACUUCACCUUCAGAAUAACAACAUUCUAGAAAUGCAUGAGGAUACUUUCUGCAAUGUUAAAAAUUUAACCUAUGUUCGUAAGGCGUUAGAGGACAUCCGACUGGAUGGAAACCCUAUCAACCUCAGCAAAACACCUCAAGCGUACAUGUGUCUACCUCGUUUGCCCAUUGGAAGUUUUGUCUAG